Messenger RNA from Boeremia exigua, 414 nucleotides. RefSeq lists its product as uncharacterized. Lineage: Eukaryota; Fungi; Ascomycota; Dothideomycetes; Pleosporales; Didymellaceae. The transcript is spliced from 2 exons. The record is from RefSeq and is a predicted model, not a curated record. The coding region runs from base 1 to 414 and encodes 137 amino acids.
AUGGCGACUCUUCUGCAAGCCCUAGUCGCUGAACCUCACAGACUCGAUCCACAUGCCAUCCACGCAUCGGCCUUGUCUACUUUUGACUGGCAUGCUGGGAGGGAUGACCUCGCAAACGCAAGCGACAUGGCACUACUAGACCAAGUACGGGAUGAUAUCAAGAUAGACAUGAAGGAAAUUUACACAGCUCGCAUGAACACAGCACGUUACCUGCUAUUGACUGCCACUCGCUCCGUUCUUUGGGACUUCCACGGCUGUGCCCAUCUCGCAGCAGAUCUCGAAACCAUUGACGAGAUCCGCGUAGCAAAGACAUUAAGCCACCAGUGUGCUGGCGUUAGACCAGAGGAGUGCGAGAAGCAAUGGACAGCUGAUAUGGCGUCCCUAAUCAUCUCUCUCGUUGGCGCCAACGCAUAA